AUCACUUUGUGACAAAAUCUUCCACUUGAGUGGGAAGACAUCAGUUGUGCAAGAGAAGGGCACUGUACCACAAUGAUCGGAGGACUGGCUGCUUUGAUUCUUCUAAGUACAUUGUCUCAAACCACAGAUGUUCCUCACCAGAUCUCUUUGACUGUGGCUGAACUUGGUAAUAAUUUCACUCUGACAUGUCCACUCACCAGGGACAAAGCCGGGUUGUUUUACUGGUUUAAGUUGAAAUUUGGAUAUAUGGUCCAAACAGUUGCAGCAGGAACCUUUGACAAAAUAACACUUAAAGAACAAUUUGACAAUUCAAAAUUUACAGUCACAAAAGGGGAUGCUCAGUAUUUUCUUAAUAUCACAAAUGUAAGCAAAGAAGAUGAAGCAACAUACUUCUGUCAAGCAGGAUCGGCAUACAAAAUGAAAUUCAUCAGUGGCACACUUUUGGCUGUGAAUGAUCAUAAAAAUCAGCAGAAACCUGUUUACGUUAGACAAAGUCCGGAGACUGAGUCAGUCCAGCCGGGCGGCUCGGUGACUCUCCAGUGUUCACUUCUCUCCAAGAACAAAGAAGACCAGUGUCCAGGUGAACACAGUGUGUACUGGUUCAGAGCUGGAUCAGGAGAAUCCCAUCCAGGUGUUAUUUACACUCACAGGAACAGCAGUGAUGAACAAGAGGAAAGGAGCUGUGUCUACAGUCUGUCCAAAACUAUACACAACUCCUCUGAUACUGGGACUUACUACUGUGCUGUGGUCACAUGUGGAGAGAUCCUGUUUGGUGAAGGAACCAAAGUGGAGACAAGACAAGAACUGUGGCCAUUUGUCAUUGUGCUUGGGACACUCCUGGCUGGCUUCGUGAUUGUGACUGUCGCUCUAAUUAUCUCCAGAAAUCAAAAGCCAGUUUGUAAACAUUGCAAUGGAGAAGUAACUGCUUACAAUCAUGCUGAACAUGACAGAUCAGCUCAGAAUCAACCAAGUAAUGUGGAUGGUGAAGUGACGGCACUGAACUAUGUGGCGCUGGAUUUCACCUCAAGAAAAGCUCAAAGAUGGACGAAUAACAGCGAGUUACCACAGCACUGUGUGUACGCUGGCAUGAGAGACUAAUAUGUACAUUGUCACAUAAUAUAAUGUUCAUGCAGCUGUGAUUCCUGUUGAAUGAAAGGUGAAUGAAAUGAGAUGAUAGAUUUUUGCUGUAAUGUUACUAUUAAUAGCAUUAGUUUAGAGGGAUUAGUUUAGCAUAGAGACAGCACUUGUUUUGUGAUGUUGCCUGGUUGAACCAAGAACAGAUAUUUAUCAUCAUUUUUAUAAUUAUUAUAUUUGUUUUAUUAUUAUUCUUGCAUGUCAGAUUGAUCUAGAAUAAUCAUUCAAAACUGAAUGAAAUAUGAAUGUAAGUAAAAACAUUUACUGCCAUUAAAGAUAAAAAAACAAAAAUAAAA
Molecule: messenger RNA, 1430 nt
Organism: Siniperca chuatsi (mandarin fish)
Lineage: Eukaryota; Metazoa; Chordata; Actinopteri; Centrarchiformes; Sinipercidae
Exons: 6
Coding region: 73-1098 (341 amino acids)
Biological process (GO): response to bacterium
Source: RefSeq, a predicted model, not a curated record